AUGAAGACAAUACUCCAGGUGGGGCCCGCGCAGUUCGUCAUCGAAGGCGCGACUUUCCUCCUCCUCUGCGUGGAUAUUCGGCAAACACUAGCGGCGAUCGUGAAGCUGCAGGAGUGCAGCAUCUCCCUCAAGCUGCACGUCGACGAGCUGGAAACACGUCUGGCAGAGGAUGCGCGCCGACUGAGAGCAGCCGGGGUAGCGCUGCCCGAAGCGCUGCCCGGCGAUGACGAUGACGGCGACGACACCACUGCGGGAGGCUCGCUGCUCUCUCGCGUAGGCGCCGCUUCUCGGUCGUCAUGGCAGCGGCGCGCAUACAUAAGAUCGGCGGCGCCCAUGCCACGGUACGUGUGCCCCACAACUGGCCAGCGACACCCUGUCUUUCACAGAGGACCGCUCUUCAUAUUCUCCGAAGCGUCCUUCGAUGCAGCGGAGGCGGUGGUGCAGCGCCUGCAGGCGCGCCUGCUGGAGCAGCGCCUCCUGCUAGACGAGAUGGACCUGCAGGCGCUGUGCAGCGGCGGUGACGACAGUAUGGUCUCCGACGCGCCGACGCGUGUGUUGCCGCUCCCCAUUAUGGAGCUUGACACGUACUUGUCCACGUCCGCCAAUGUGAUGCCGGCGUACGACGCGGAAGGAAAUCGCCGCCGUUGCUCCACGACAGUAGUAGGAACAUCCGCGGCUCGGCGGUAUUGA
This is a messenger RNA of Leishmania mexicana MHOM/GT/2001/U1103, 690 nucleotides long. RefSeq lists its product as hypothetical. The record is from RefSeq and is a predicted model, not a curated record. NCBI's taxonomy places the organism in Eukaryota, Euglenozoa, Kinetoplastea, Trypanosomatida, Trypanosomatidae. The transcript has a single exon. The coding region runs from base 1 to 690 and encodes 229 amino acids.